Anopheles moucheti is the source of this 2521-nucleotide messenger RNA. RefSeq names its product protein 5NUC-like. Gene Ontology annotation, biological process: AMP catabolic process. The coding region runs from base 430 to 2268 and encodes 612 amino acids. Gene Ontology annotation, molecular function: metal ion binding; 5'-nucleotidase activity; nucleotide binding. The record is from RefSeq and is a predicted model, not a curated record. The transcript has 5 exons. Lineage: Eukaryota; Metazoa; Arthropoda; Insecta; Diptera; Culicidae. Gene Ontology annotation, cellular component: plasma membrane.
UCCGAGCUCGACUUGGUCGUAUCUGCGCGUCGCGUCAGCCGAGCUGGGAUUUACGAUACGAUAUACUCAGAUGAGUUAAAAUAAUUGCUCUACAUUUGACAACCAAAGAAUAACCGACUAUUCCCAGUUACCCGAAAAUCGGAUGGGUUUUUUUCAACUUUUUUAAGCAUUACACGUUUUUCUUCAAAGCUUAAGCUUCGCGCAUAAAAUGCCGUGCUGAACCGGUCGCAUUACAAUGUUGGCACGAGGCGGCUGAGACAAUCACCCGUCAAUGGCAGCGUGCGUUAACCCAUCACCAAUCUGCUAGGGACUUGUUUCCAACCGUCCGGAAAACACAUCUUGCCGUAGCGCAGCUGAUAGUACCAGUCAGCUCUCAACUCAACUGAAAUCCUAAACUUACAAAAGACUGAACCCCUUCUUAAACCCAUCAUGGCACGGAGUAUUACGUAUAUAAGGCUUGCAGUUUUGGUGCUUACAUCGGCCACCUACAGCCUCGCUGCACCGAAAGCAGGUGGAUUAGAGCUUAUCAUACUGCACAACAACGAUAUGCACGCGCGGUUCGAACAAACUGGAGCCUAUAGCAACGACUGUCAACCGUCUGAUGUGGCUAGCAACCGUUGCUAUGGAGGAUUUGCGCGCGUUGCACACAAAGUUCGCGAGUAUCGAACGAAGGAAGCUUCCGGAGGUGUUCCGAUGUUAUACCUGAAUGCCGGGGACACCUAUACCGGUACGCCUUGGUUUUCGGUGUACAAGGAUAACAUAACGGCCGAAUUUCUAAACAUGCUGAAACCCGACGCAAUCUCCCUCGGCAAUCACGAGUUCGAUCUGGGUGUGGAGGGAUUAGUUCCUUUCUUGAACGAGGUCGACUUUCCAGUGCUGGUCACCAACCUAGAUCUGUCCAAAACGCCGGCAAUGCAAUCGACCAGAUCUUUACAGCGAUCAGCCAUUUUUACGAAAGCUGGCAUACGGAUAGGAGUGAUCGGAUAUCUAACCCCAGAAACGAAGCAACUGUCACCGAUCAAUACGGUCGAGUUUCUGGAUGAAAUCGAAUCGAUCAACAUUGAAGCCACUUCAUUAAAAGAGCAAGGAGUACAGAUUCUGAUUGCACUCGGUCACAGCGGGUUGGAACGCGAUAAAGAAAUUGCGGCCAAGUGUCCCGAUAUAGAUCUGGUCAUUGGAGGCCACUCGCAUACGUUCCUUUACACCGGUUCCGCCCCGGAUGUCGAACAACCGGCCGGUCCAUAUCCGGUGAUGGUGAAAAACCCUGCCGGAAAGGAUGUUCCUGUGGUGCAGGCAUACGCUUUCACCAAAUAUCUCGGCUAUCUGCACCUGGAGUUCGAUGCGGAAGGCAAUCUGAUCGAGCUGGACGGUACUCCACUGCUGCUCAAUGGUACGGUACAGCGAGACUCCGAUGUGCUGCAGCUGCUAGAGCUUUACCGACCCGGUAUUUUGGCGCUAGAUGAAAAGAUCGGACAGUCGUACGUGUUUCUCGAUUCAAGUCGGUGUCGUUUCGAGGAAUGCAACAUCGGUAACAUGAUCGCCGAUUCGCUCGUCGUUACACAUGCGGUGACACGCGAACAGAGCAAUGAUGGGUAUUGGACUGACGCCGCGAUCGCGUUUAUACAGGGCGGUGGUAUACGUGCUUCUAUAAACGCUGGUCCGAUAACGAUGAAGGAUCUGAAGACGGUCCUUCCGUUUGGCAAUGCGAUGGUAAUGGCAGAAAUUAACGGCACGCAGUUACACCAAAUGCUCGAACAGAGCGUCCGUCGGUACGAUGGAGUAUCCGGUUACGGAGAAUUCCUGCAGAUGGCAGGCGUAAAUGUAGAAUAUGACCUGACGCGACCUCCAAUGCAGCGCGUUGUGCAAGUUAAGGUACGGUGUGCUAGAUGUCAGGUACCUAUGUACGAAGUCCUGAAGGAGGAUGAACACUAUCGCAUCUUAUUGAGUCAAUUCCUGUACGACGGAGGCGAUGGGUACGAUAUGCUUCCUGGUUCACCGCAAGAAUUGCUCACAUUUGGCGAGUAUGAAAUUACGGAAGAGUAUCUAAAACGAUACUCGCCCAUCUAUCCUGCGAUCGAGUGGCGCAUACAUUUGACAGGGCGACCGACCGACACCACUACCGACGGUCCAGAUGGGAGCACUACCACCAUGAACCCCACUAGCACGACUGAGGACAGUGGAGCGGGACGGACGUACGGCGUAACGAUUUCCACCUUCGGAAUAAUUCUGUGGUCAGCAAUGUUGACAUACACGGGACACCUACUGUAAAUAAAUGUGGUAGGCUGCUUGAGUACACUGUUGUUUAUAUUUACAGAGCUAGGAUUUUCCCACUGGGAAAUACAGCAGAUGAAUCACGAUUAAUGGUGAACAAACAUUCAAUCAUACAAAUCAGAUGUUGCUUAGCAAUUAGACGAUGAAGGAGGAAAAAUACACUGAUAACCAACAGAAAAAGAUAAUGUUGAGAGCAUUUUUUGCAAUAAAAAAUUUAAAGAAGGUUCACCAAAAUGUGAGACAACCGUUA